AUGGCAUUAUCCCUUUCAUCAAGCUUAGUUCAAUGUCCCAAGACGUCUUUCCCCUGUUCCAAUCAAAGUUCUCAUCUCAGAGGUUCAGUUCAAUUUCCUAAAAUCACCCCUUCAUGCCUUAGGUUUUCUAAAAUAUACAAGGUGAAUAAAUGUGUCAUCCGGGCUGCAUCAUCUGCUGCUGGAAGUUCUAGCUCAAACAGUGAUUUUAAUCCAUACGAGAUUCUUGGUGUGAGCCCCAUUGCUGGGUUUGACAAGAUCAAGGAAGCGUAUGCUAAGAAAAAAAAGGAUGCUGAAAGCAGAGGCGAUGAAGCUACUGCCAAUCGGCUGGAGAGUGCAUAUGACAAAAUUAUGCUGUCGCAAUUAAUGAAAAGGAAGCAAGGGGAAACUUUUGGUAACUUUAAGGUCUCUAAGGAUAUAAAAUAUGCCGAUAAGCUGCCAAUUGUACCUUGGGGCCCCAGGUACGCCAAGUCUGAUGGCAAGGAUAUAAAGAUCAACUUGGCAAUUUCUGCCCUUUUUACAGCUUGGGUUUUCAUCAAGCGUAAUGCUGAUUGGAAACCUAUACAAUUUUUGGGUUUCAUUUUUGUAUACCGGAUAUUUGAGAAGUUGAAAUCAUUUGAGGCACCUGCAUCUCCAACCUUAAAUGAAUAUGGUGAAGAUGAAGGGAAAAUGUUGAGAAUGGGAAAAAGGUUAAUGAGAUCUCUUGCGCUUGUUUUUGGUUGUAUGACGAUAGCUUCACUGGGAUACACUGGUGUCCUAAAUUUGAUUGAAAGUACUGGUGGUUAUAUACCUCGGUUUUUGUACUACAAUCAGGAAUUGCUGGUCACUGCUUCAACAGCCCUAGGCAAGAUGAGGAUUAUGAUAAAGGGCGGUGUUUGGAAGAACACCGAGGAUGAAAUCUUGAAGGCGGCUGUUAUGAAGUAUGGGAAGAAUCAAUGGGCUCGAAUUUCUUCCUUGCUUGUUCGCAAAUCCGCUAAGCAAUGCAAAGCUCGCUGGUACGAGUGGCUCGAUCCUUCAAUUAAGAAGACUGAGUGGACCAGAGAAGAGGAUGAGAAAUUGUUACAUCUUGCCAAACUCAUGCCUACACAGUGGAGAACAAUUGCUCCAAUUGUCGGUCGGACUCCAUCUCAGUGUCUUGAACGUUAUGAGAAACUUCUUGAUGCAGCUUGUGCAAAGGAGGAUAACUAUGAGGCUUCAGAUGAUCCUCGUAAGUUGCGUCCUGGAGAGAUUGAUCCAAAUCCGGAAGCCAAGCCUGCUCGUCCAGAUCCUGUGGAUAUGGAUGAGGAUGAGAAGGAGAUGCUUUCCGAAGCGCGUGCUCGAUUAGCCAACACAAGAGGUAAAAAGGCUAAACGGAAGGCGAGGGAGAAGCAGCUUGAAGAGGCUCGCAGGCUUGCUUCAUUGCAGAAAAGGAGAGAACUGAAGGCUGCUGGAAUUGAUAUUCGUCAUAGAAAGAGAAAGAGGAAGGGUAUUGAUUACAAUGCUGAAAUCCCUUUUGAGAAAAGGCCUCCCCCGGGCUUUUAUGAUGUCACAGAAGAGGACCGACCGGUGGAACAACCAAAUUUCCCAACCACCAUUGAAGAGCUUGAAGGUGAGAGAAGAAUUGACAGGGAAGCUCGUAUGAGGAAACUGGAUGCUGCUAAGAACAAGAUCGCUGAGAGACAGGAUGCUCCUUCAGCUAUAAUGCAAGCAAACAAACUUAAUGAUCCUGAGGCAGUGAGGAGAAGAUCAAAAUUGAAUCUUCCAGCACCUCAGAUCCCAGAUCACGAGUUGGAAGCAAUUGCGAAAAUCGGUAUAGCUAGUGAUAUGAUUGGGAGCGAGGAACUAACUGAGGGGAAUGCUGCAACUCGUGCGCUUCUGGCAAACUAUGCUCAGACACCACGGCAGGGAAUGACCCCGCUAAGAACCCCUCAGAGGACACCUGCUGGUAAGCAAGAUGCAAUUAUGAUGGAAGCUGAAAAUCAGAGGAGGUUGAAUCAGUCUCAAACACCUUUACUUGGGGGAGAAAACCCUAUGUUAUACCCCUCCGAUUUCACUGGAGUCACUCCUAAGAGAAAGGAAAUCCAAACACCUAAUCCACUUUUGACUCCUUCCGCUACCCCUGGAGUCUCUGGCCUAACACCUAGAAUUGGUAUGACUCCGUCAAGGGAUGGACAUGCUUUCUCCAUGACACCUAAAGGUACUCCGAUCAGGGAUGAACUGCGCAUUAAUGAAGAUAUGGAGAUGCGUGAUAGUUCUAAGCUUGUGCUUGCUGACUCGAGAAAGCAACUGCUGGCUGGUCUGAAAAGUCUUCCACAGCCCAAGAAUGAGUAUCAAAUAGUCAUACAACCUGUUCCUGAAGAAAAUGAGGAGCCAGAGGAGAAGAUAGAGGAAGACAUGUCUGAUAGGAUAGCUAGAGAGAAGGCUGAGGAGGAAGCUAGGCAGCAAGCAUUACUUCGGAAAAGAUCAAAAGUGCUUCAGAGAGAAUUACCUAGACCCCCUCCUGCUACACUGGAUUUAAUUAGGGAUUCUCUUAUAAGAGCUGGUGAAGAUAAGAGUUCCUUUGUCCCUCCGACAUUGAUUGAGCAGGCUGAUGAAAUGAUUAGAAAGGAACUUCUUUCCUUACUGGAGCAUGAUAAUGUGAAGUAUCCUCUAGAUGAUAAAGCAGAGAAAGAAAAGAAGAAAGGGAAGAAAAGAAAGGCUGCUCCUGUUCCAGUGAUCGAAGAUUUCGAAGAGAUUCAGCUAAAAGAGGCUGGGAAUCUGAUUGAGGAGGAGUCUGAAUUUCUUCGUGCAGCAAUGGGGCAUAAGGAUGAAUCCUUUGAUGAAUUUGUUGAAGCGCAUCAAACAUGCUUAAAUGAUAUCAUGUAUUUCCCAACACGUAAUUCCUAUGGCCUCUCUAGUGUAGCUGGAAACAUGGAGAAGAUAUCCGCUUUACAGGUUGAGUUUGAGAAUGUGAAGAGGAAGAUGGAGGAUGAUACCAAGAAAGCUCAGAACCUAGAGAACAAAAUAAAGAUUCUUACCAAUGGCUAUCAGAUGAGAGCUGGAAAGUUGUGGUCCCAAAUUGAAGCAAUACAUAAGCAGAUGGACACUGCAGAGACAGAACUGCAGUGCUUUCAAGCUUUGCAGAACCAGGAAAAACUAGCUGCAUCAAAUAGGAUUAAUAAUCUCUGGGAAGAGGUUCAAAAGCAAAAGGAGUUGGAGAAUACAUUGCAAAAGCGUUACGGUGACCUUCUAGCUCAAAAGGAGAGAAUUCAGAUUCUUAUGGAGGAGCACAGGGUAAGAGAGCAAAUGGAAGAAGAAGGUCGGGCAGCAGCGAAUCAAGCUGUUGAGCUGGCUUCAGAAGAGGUUAUUACUGUUACUGAAAAUGAAGCAAGUGCCGAUGCUUCUGUUUCAGUUGCUCCCCCAACCACUGAAAAUGGUGCUGAGAUUGCGGAAGUAGUAGAGGAUGGAUUGAGAGAAGCUGACAAAGGAGGAGAGGAGGAUGUUAAAGUCCAAGCAAAGGAGGAAGAUGGUCCAGUUCAAGAGGUAGAGGAAGGUGGUCCUGUCCAAGGAAUGGAGGAAUGA
This is a messenger RNA of Oldenlandia corymbosa var. corymbosa, 3537 nucleotides long. NCBI's taxonomy places the organism in Eukaryota, Viridiplantae, Streptophyta, Magnoliopsida, Gentianales, Rubiaceae. The record is from the annotation of a GenBank genome assembly.